Molecule: messenger RNA, 1380 nt
Organism: Leishmania mexicana MHOM/GT/2001/U1103
Lineage: Eukaryota; Euglenozoa; Kinetoplastea; Trypanosomatida; Trypanosomatidae
Product: putative T-lymphocyte triggering factor
Exons: 1
Coding region: 1-1380 (459 amino acids)
Biological process (GO): cell motility
Cellular component (GO): microtubule; motile cilium; Golgi apparatus
Molecular function (GO): small GTPase binding; microtubule binding
Source: RefSeq, a predicted model, not a curated record
AUGCCACCGAAGGCGGCGGCAGCCGCGGCAGGCAGCAGGCAGAGGGAGAAGGGCAAGAAGGGUGGCGCUGCACCCGUGGACCCGAUCAAGGAGCUGCGCAACAUGGAGGACAUCCACGAGGUUCUAGCCAAGGCGCAGCAGCUGCGCAACUACUUUCAGGCAGAGCGCGAUAAGGUGAACGGUAUGUGGGACAUCACCAAAAAGGACCUAGAGAAUGAGCAGUUCGGCUUGCAGAACGCCGAAAGCGAGCUAGAGGAGCUGGAGCGCGAGCAUCAAGUGGAGAUGAAGGUCUACCAGCAGAAGGUGCGUCAUCUCCUGUAUGACCAGAAGAUUGCCGUGAAGCAACUUCGCGAGGAGAGCGACGCGGCACUGCGGCAGGCUGAGGCGGCGCACACCCAGCGGAUGCAUCAGCUAGAGGUGGAACGGCAACAGCGCAUGACUGGUAUGCAGUCCGCUCGCGAGGCCCAGGAAAGUCGAAUUGUGGAUCAGCGCGAUGGUCAUCAGUACAUGCUCACGGUCACGAAGCGUCGCAACCACGAGAAGGAGCUGGCGCGGCUGCAGGCCUCGUACGAGGCGAAGCUGAGCACGCUGCGCGAGGACCUGGAACUGCGACGCCGGGCCGAGGUCCAGGAUGCGGAAGAGCGAUACCACCUCCACAUCAACCACCUUAUCCAGCAGCACGAGGAUAAGUUCAAUGAGAUGAAGACCUACUACAACCACAUCACGCACAAUAACCUUGAAAUAAUCCACUCCCUUAAGGACGAGAUCGCCACCAUGAAGAAAAACGACGAGCACAACGAGGGCCUGAUGUUCGAGAUCGAGAAGGAAAACGAGAACCUCGUAGCACCGUUGGAGCAGUUAGAGAAGGAGGUGGCGGAGCUUCAAGUCAAGAAGCAGCAGCACAUUCUGGACAAGCAAAGCUUGCGUAGCUUCCGCACCCGAUACAAGUUGCUUCAGCAACAGCUGUGCGCGCUGCGGCAGGAGAAGGAGAUGCUGGAGGGUCAGUACAAGAACGUCUACGACGAGCGCGAGGACCUGCGCGCGAAGUUCGAGUUCGCCUUGCGUGAGGCAAUGGAUGUCGUUGCUGAUCGCAACAACUCGCUGCAGCAGAACCUGAUUGAGGCGCACGCGCGGCUGGAGCAGCGCGACGCACAGCUGGAGGGUGUACUGCGCGCCAUGGGCCUGGAGCCGGCCGCGAUGGAGCUCAUCUCGAACGAAAUUGACGCCGAGGUGCAGAAGAAGAAUCAAGUCAUCAAGGACCUGCACUUCGAGAUGCGCCGACUGGAGAAGAAGGUGAACGCCAUGGUCGAGGAGUACGAGCGCCGCUGCCGUGCCGUUGGCGUACCCCCGCUAGACCGUGCAAGUGUCAUGCAGGUCUAA